AGAGAGGGUUUAUGAAAGAAACUGAAGGCUCGAGUCACUUGUGAGAGACACCAAAACCCUAGCAAGAGCCGUCUGGAAGUUAGCACGCCACCAAAUCAAUCAAAUGGAGGAAGAAGCGAGAGAAGAGGUGGUGGUGAUCGAUAAAGAUCUGAAGAAGAAGAUAAAGGACACGGUGAACAAGAUCUUGAAACGGUCGAGUCUGUAUCAGAUAACGGAGCUCAAGGCGCGAGAGGAAGCUUCCUCGGAGCUGGAUCUCGACCUUUCAAAAGAUCCGUACAAGCUCAUCGUGAGAGAGGCCGUGGAGAGGUUUGUCGAGAAGGCGGUGAUGGCAAUCGAGAGCGAGGUGGUGAAGCACCAUGCUCAGAUUGUGCAAGACGUCGAAGGAGGAGGAAGCGAGAAAUCAGCUAAGAAAAAGAAGAAGAACAAGAACAAGACAAAGAAGGAAGACUCUGCUACUGCUUAGAUUCCGAUGUUCUCAUCUAUGCUUUUUGGUUUUAGUGUUUUUAAUUUGUGUCUUUUUUUUUGUUUGAUUUCGACGAUGAAGGCUCUUCAUUGCAAACUCAAAAAAAAGCUUAUUAAUUGUUACGUUUUUAUGACAGUAUAUGCUUCAAAUGACUAUGACAUUUUGGGCA
Raphanus sativus (radish) is the source of this 632-nucleotide messenger RNA. Its product is annotated as mediator-associated protein 3. The transcript has a single exon. Lineage: Eukaryota; Viridiplantae; Streptophyta; Magnoliopsida; Brassicales; Brassicaceae. The coding region runs from base 104 to 463 and encodes 119 amino acids. The record is from RefSeq and is a predicted model, not a curated record.